CUAGCUUAUUAUUGUACUCAAUGUACUCUACCUAAUUUGUUGUCACUAGUAAAAACAUAACCUCUCUGUUAAGUUAUUAUUUUCAAUAAACUUUUCUCUUAUUUUUGUUAAUGCUCCAAAUCUAGGCCUAAGUGAAAUAAAUCAAAAUCGUAAUCCUGCAUGAACAAUGUUUUCAAUAAUAAAAGAUAAACUACAAUCUGUUCAAGAUAACUUGACAACUAGUUUCCGAGGAUUGAAAGUUGCUGAUACCUCCUCAGAUUCGGCCCGGAAACAUCCAGUAGACCUGAAUGCUGGAGCCGAUCUCCUUCACAAGUAUCAGACAGAAUGGCAAGAGCUACACCAGUUGGCUGAGGAAAACGCUGUAGCAGCCCAGAAAGUAGAUGUACGUAUUGGAGCUCUCCAUGAAGAAGUGAUGCGGCAGUGGAACGCAACCUCACAACUGACUACGGGAUUGGCGACACUGCCCAAGCUAGCAGCCCAGACUGACAAGAUCAUCUCACAGAUCGAAGAGCUACGGAAUCUUGUCGUUGAGGUGGAGAGCUCUCUGAUAGAAUUAGCUGAUACAGUGGAGAAGAAAGAGCUGCAGGAAAGACAACUUGAGAGCAGGUUCCAACUGGCUUUACACAGCGAGAAGAGGCUUGCUCAGCUGGACAUUCUCAGAGCAAAACUGUCAGAAGAACACAGAUUAAAAGUAGCAGAAUACGAAAAACAGUUUGAGAAAAAACAGAAGGAAAGACAAGAAACAUUUAGUAAAGCAUUUGAAGAAGACUUGGCAACUUAUAAGCAGACUGGUAUAGUGCCCACAAUCAGACCAGCCCUGACUAGUGGCCCUUCACUGGAGGAAGUGGAGUUAGAUGUGGACACAGAGGCUCUCAAUCACUUGUUGGAGGAGUGACCUCUGGACUUGCAACACUGCUCAACUGUCCGUCCAUGAUAUUUUGCUGUGAUAUAUCAAGUUUUCUGUUAAACAUGGUUAAUAACCUUUCACCAACAAGAAGUCUUCGCACUGUUAAUAUGAAUAAGUGCCUUAUUGAAUGAAUUUUGAAGCAGUUGCCUAGGUGUCAAUUUAGAUACAUGUUUUGGUAUUGUGAGUUUUAGUGUGGGGAGGAUAUUUGUAGUGGAUUUGAGUUUCCACUGGUAAUCUGGCAUUGUUACAUAGAUUAUAAUAUGAAGCUAUUCUAAUAUUUUUUCAAUCGAAAGGAUUUAUAUAGCAAUUUUAUGAAAUAGUAGGGUUUUAGCACGUUGGAUACCUAAGCUUAUACAAGUAGAACCUGAUGGCUCACAUUUUUGACACUGCCACUUGGUGGCCCAAGUGUACAGUGAUAUUUAGAAGGAUUCCUAUUACAGCAAAGAUGUUGGAUUUCUACCACCAACAAUAAAUGAGCUAUUUAAAAAAAUCAUUUGCUAACCAAUAAUACUCUUAGUCUUCCAUUGUUUUAAACUCAUUUAAACUUCUAUCACUGUUAUUGAUAUAUGUUUCUAGUUGUGUUGCUGUACAGUAUAAUGGUAUUGGUAUCUUGUAAUAUAUAUUUACAAAUAUCCAAUUUGUAUAUUAUAUUAUUUUCUUGUAAUUAAUAUAUUAUGAGGUGUAUACUAUUUAUUACAAUAAAAUUUAUUUGUAUUGGUGAAAUUUUCUAGACUUUCUUUAGAUAUGUAACUGUUGUUAACAUUAAUUAUUUAUACCACUGCUCCUGUAUAGUUUUCAAAAUAUGAAAACACAGUUUUAAACACUUAAAUAGGUAUUUUUGUGUUUGUUAAAAAUUUAAUUUUUCAUUCUGAUUUGUUUUUAAAUAUCAUUCAUUAAUAUCAACUACAUCCAUUUACACAGAGUUAAUGAUUAGAAUUAAUGAUUAGAUGUAUUAAACUAGAAAAGUUGAAGUUUUUACAGGUGGUUGUGUGUAUCAGUAACAUGCAAUUCACUCAGAUUAGAAAAUCAAGGUUAUAAACAGCCAUCAAAGGGUGUUAAAAAAAAAACAAAAAAUUCUAAUAGUAUUCAGACUGUUAAUAUAUUGUAUCAGCCAAUACUGUUCUGUUCAAAUUAGUCUUUUUGAAAAAAAAAAAAAAAAAAAAAAAAAAAAAAAGAAUCAAUAUAUCAUUGCAGAACACCCAAAGGGUUAAAUUACUAUAUUCAAUUAAUUUUCAAUGGGUUCACACUGAAUUUGUCAGUUGCAAAACAUUUAAUGACUAACUUUUUUAUAUGAGCAUAUCAUCCUUUAAACUGGGAGGAAAUCCGCAGUGGAUGGAUUUGAAUUGCCUAUACAAAUUAAGUUACCACGAUUAACUCAGCCUACUGUUGGCUGGUAUCGCUUUAUAGUAGGGGAGUCUGGGGUACUAAAUUUGCAGUUAUGUA
Molecule: messenger RNA, 2350 nt
Organism: Homalodisca vitripennis (glassy-winged sharpshooter)
Lineage: Eukaryota; Metazoa; Arthropoda; Insecta; Hemiptera; Cicadellidae
Gene: Dysb
Product: dysbindin protein homolog
Exons: 6
Coding region: 167-895 (242 amino acids)
Biological process (GO): negative regulation of protein kinase activity
Cellular component (GO): cytoplasm
Source: RefSeq, a predicted model, not a curated record